AUGGCGAUUGAUGAAGGAAUCGAGAUUUACGAGGAAAGAGAAGAAUCCAUGGAUGUGAAUAACGAAGCAGAAGUUAAAACCGAGCUGGUGAAAGGUAGAGGAGACGAGAACGUGUUGCAGUUUCUAGAUUCGUUGGAUGGGUAUUUAACUCUUAUGGAUAAUUUGAAUUCAAAGCUUCGAGAGGGGUGGCUUGAUCUAGCUAGUGCUCGACACUCUAUGGGAACAUUACGUAUCAACAGUACUCUCUUAGACCUCAAGGAUCAUCCCGCUGCUUCGACAUUGCAAGUGACAGACCAGGAGAUUGAAUCUUUGGGAUCAGUACCUCAUUUUGCUUUAUCCAAGUGGGCAUCAAAGGGUAGCAGGAAAGGCAAAGACUUAUCUACUGAUGUUGUUUCGGAGAUGGAUUCACCUUUAAGCCCACAGCUACGAUAUCGAGGCGUUUCUGAAGAGAAACCAUCCGCCAAGAAUGAAACCUUGUUAGCAGCUGAUGAAGAGAUUGAGAAAGAACGAGCGAAAUCUCUGUCGGUAUUUGGAGGCCUAGUCUCACCUAAGCUGCGUGGCGCUCAACUAUCAUUUGAGACAGCUCUUGAAACUCUUGUGGAAAUAGCCAACACGAGAUCAUCGAUGCUAUCUGCCUUUGAGCAGAUCACAAAGAAGUGA
Messenger RNA from Arabis nemorensis, 660 nucleotides. The record is from the annotation of a GenBank genome assembly. NCBI's taxonomy places the organism in Eukaryota, Viridiplantae, Streptophyta, Magnoliopsida, Brassicales, Brassicaceae.